AUGUCAUCAUUGUAUUCAACUGCUUCAUCAUCACCAAAGAUAUACUUUGGAGGAGGACCAAACAACAUUGUAGCAGACAAGAAUCAUGUGUUUGAAUUACGUACCUACAGUAUCAAACCAGAGCAAUUGUCAGAGUUUGUUGCAUUGACCAAAGAGAACAUGCAGCACAAGACAAAGUAUGAUGCAAAGUUACGUGGUGCUUGGGUGUCAGAGUUGGGUCCAACUAACCAAUUUGUUCAAUUGUGGGAGUUUGAAAGUUUGGAUAAACGUGCUGCUAUUCGUAAGCAAUUGGACAGUGACAAGGAAUGGACUCAAUACUUGAAACAAGCUCGUCCAAUGAUCAUCACUCCAGAGUCGAUCAUUUUAAAACAAUUCCCAUGGAGUAAACUCAACCUUCCACAAGAUCAUUUUGAAAACAAACAAGUUUGGGAAUUAAGAACUUAUCAAACUAAACCUGGUUUGGUUGGAAAAUAUAUAUUAUUGAUAUUAAUGAACAUUUUACUAUAUGUGUCGUCGUCGUGUUUAGGGUCAGAAACAUUCCAAAAAGGAUUUGGAGAAAGAAGUAAAUAUUCAUCACCAAGUGGAGUAUUCUUUAGUGAAGUUGGUAAACUCAAUGUUUUAGUUCAUCUAUGGCCAUAUGAUAACUUUGAACAUCGUACCAAUGUUAGAGAUGAAGCUUUAAAGAAUGAUACUUGGAGACAAACUGUUACCGACACUAUGCCACUUCUCGAUAACAUGGAAAGUAAAACUUUACUUCCAGUUUCAUUUCCAAAACUUUAA
Molecule: messenger RNA, 780 nt
Organism: Cavenderia fasciculata
Lineage: Eukaryota; Evosea; Eumycetozoa; Acytosteliales; Cavenderiaceae
Exons: 2
Coding region: 1-780 (259 amino acids)
Cellular component (GO): mitochondrion
Source: RefSeq, a predicted model, not a curated record